UCCAACAUUCCCGACCCGUAUUCCCGGUUUUCCCUGGCAGACCUGGGCUCCCGAGGGGACGUGGUGAGCGUCAGGAAGAGCCUGGGCAGGAACAAACUCCUUCCUCAGGGAUUGGCCGUGUAUCCGUCCCCGGAAAACCUCCGGAAAUUCCAGGAGGAAAAGCAGGAAGGGAAGUUGGAAGUUCUCCAAACCCGGAGCGGGGAGAAGACCCUGAAAUUCCUGCGGAAAUCCCGCCUGGAAGUUGGGAUGAAGAACAACGUCAAGUGGGAGCUGAAUCCCGAGAUUGUGGCCCGGCACUUCCUGAAAAAUGUGAGACAUUCCCAACAUUCCCGACAUUCCCAACAUUCCCAGCACCCAAAUCCCGGGAUUUGGCCCUUCCCAGCCCCCAAAUUCCCU
Molecule: messenger RNA, 396 nt
Organism: Neopelma chrysocephalum (saffron-crested tyrant-manakin)
Lineage: Eukaryota; Metazoa; Chordata; Aves; Passeriformes; Pipridae
Product: 39S ribosomal protein L9, mitochondrial-like
Exons: 3
Biological process (GO): translation
Cellular component (GO): ribosome; mitochondrion
Molecular function (GO): structural constituent of ribosome
Source: RefSeq, a predicted model, not a curated record